CCAAAGUAGCAGUCUUGUCCCAGGUCAGCAGGUCAGCGUGUCCGGUCCGUCCCGUCUGCCCCCGCUCCCACGGCUCCAGCCACCGCUGUCAGAUUAGCCUUCCUGAGACUUGAAAGUCCUCGGGUGAAGGCCACAUGCCGAGUUAGCAUCGGAGUGACGUUGGUCUUGCUCAGCCCCUCAACCGGCUUCGUCAUCAGCACAGAAGGACCCCUCUUAGGUCUGGAAUGAGGGACACGUGAAGCUGGCCAGGCUGGCCUGGGAACGGGUGCUCGGUUAGCCCGGGCUUUCGGAGUUCACCUGGUACUGGAAGUGCUUUACGAGGAAACUGGUCAUUUCCUCCAGCCAUUUAGUUUUUCCCCCUUAGCUUUGCCUCAUCUUAACCGGAUCAGUUGGUGGCCCUUGAAGGUACCUCGCCUUCUCACUUCCGUGGGGUUCCCCUGCACAGAACGGGGGCUGCAUUCACCGCCUCUUCUGUAUCUCCUGCCAAAACCAGCCGACACACUGGGCCUCUUAAACGCCUCCGUGCAGGAACUCACUCCUGGAAAUAAAUGAUUCUCUUCCCAUGGCAAUUUAGCAGUUUUUCUACUCUACCUAAACUUUAUUUUUAAAUAACUUCAGUCAACUACAGAAGUAAGAAAAGCACCAAGAAGCGCCAUGUGCUGUUUGCCAAGCUUCAUCUGUCAUUUCACAUUCUGCUCACUCUCUAAAAAGCGUGGGCCAUUUACUUUAUAAGGUGCUGUGUGUCUGAUGUCUCCUCAGGAGUAGACUGAGUGUGUGCUUUUGGCAGGAACAACACGGAGGUGACGUGGCGCUGGGGCCUCGGUAUUGUGCCAGGAGAGUGCGAGGCUGCUUGGCCAUCAGUCUCCCUGGGUCACCUGUGAGGGGUGCCAGUAGGUGACUGUCUUUUCUGUAGUCAACGGUUAAAAGGGGAAAUACUACAAAACUAUAAAAUCUCUUUCGUUAGCAAACGUCGACCUGCUUUAGCGUUCGUUAAUAAUCCUGUUGAGACAAUCCUUGUGAUUUCAAGCGGCGAUGUUCUAAGUCUGUCAUUCUUUCUACCUUUAUUAGUUGGCUUUCUGCCUCCCCCAUUCAUCAUCCAUCAUCAGUGUAGACCCACAAAUUCUGUUUCCUCAGUAGUCACAAGCCAGUACUGUCAUUUGUUUUGAUGUUUAGACUAUUCCAAAUUUGGCCGGUGGGAAUCCCUUCAACCUGGCUCCUGUGCCCAUCUGACAUCUUCCCAGGCCUCCUUUUCCGAGAAGUUACUUUGGCAUGACAGGAUGUACAGGCUUCUCUUGUGUUUUCUCCCACGUUGGCGCACAAACCAGCUGUCGUUCCUUCUAGUGGAGAGGCGCUUAGAAGCCCGACCUCUGGGUGCUGGCGUGCUCACCCUGGUGACCUUUCUGCAUCUGUACCUGUUUAUCUGCUUUAGCCCCUUAUCUGGUUUCACUUUUCAUGGCUGAAAAUAUUAAAUGAAAAAUUCCAGAAGUGAACAAUUCAGAAGGUUUAAAUGGCAUUCCGUUCUGAGGAGUGCGAUGGGAUCUCGCACCUUCCUGCCCUGCCCUGCCCUGCCCUGCCCGGGACCGGGACUGGCCCUUCGUCCAGCGUCUCCAGCUGUAGGCACUCUCUGUCCGUCAGUCACUUAGCAGGCAUCUCAGUUACCAGACUGGCCUGUGGGGUCACAGUGCUUGUGUUCAGGUCACCCUUAUAUUAGCGUCCCCAAAGUGCAAGAGUGGAGAGUGACGCUGCCAGUUCGCAUGCGCCACAGGGACGCUGCACCGUGCUUUCAGUAAAAAGGUGAAAGCUCCCGCUUUAAGGAAAGGAAUUAUAUGCUGAGGUUGCCAAGGUUUACAGUAAGAAUGAAUUUUAGGUAAUAUAUAAAUUAAGCCUUAUUGUCUAUGUAUGUAUAGGAAAAAAGGAUACACAGGGUUUGGUACUGUCUGUUUUCGGGCAUCCCCUGGGGGUCCUGGAGCGUCUCCCCUGCAGAUGAGGGGGGCCACGGUACAUACUUACACUAAAACUCGGUCCAGCACCACAGGGCACCUGGCGCCCAGCCCCUGCUCGGUCCUGCAGUCCACAGAGUUGGUCCAGAACUGCUGUCCAUUCCCUGUGAGAGCCUGCAUAGAAGUCAAGGGUGCAGGGUACUGUGGUCAAAGGUAUGUUGGGGCAGGUUUUUUCCUUCCCUGUGGGGUAUAGUUAGGGUCAUUGGACACUGUACAAUUUCAGGGUUUUUUCCCCAUCCUUGUUCAUUUAGGUUUUUGAAUACAUAAAACAAAUGGACUAAAAGUCAAGCACACAAGAAAGGUCACUGGCCUGCUCUCGUUUCUGGCUCCUGCCCUCCCCGUGGGUAACAGUGUCCCCUCCUGUUUUGUUUGUUUUUUUACUUUUUUUUCUUCCCAAAAUAAGCAGAUUCGUGUGUCGCCGAUUCACCUUUCUUAUACAAAAGGCCGUUGACUGUGUGUACUCGCUUGUCCUCUUAGUGACACAUCAGGAGAUGGUGUGACGUCUGCUUGCAGCAUCGCAUUCUUCACGGUUGCAGUGUUUUCUGUUUGCGGAUCGGGCAGUUUUUAAUAGUUUGCGAUUACGAGUAACGCUGUGAUUAGAGCUGAAUCGUGCUGUUGCGGGGCUCUCCCCCCCGCCGCUGUUGUGUGAGCUGCUCCAGGUCACAGGUGUCAGACACCCUUCUGUUCCCCAAAGUGCUUACAUCAAGCCCUCGGCCUCUGCACAUCCUCCUGAGCUCUUAGGGCCCGUGGGAAACCCGCUGUCACCUCCUGUCCUGCUUGUCUCCUUGCAUUUCAGGGUUGAGGGUGAGCAUCACAGCGUCGCCUCCUGCUGUGUCCACCCUUUCCGUAGUGCCCUGAGCAGGUGGCCCGGCCCCUCCUCCUGCCCAGACAGCUGAGCAGCCCUUCCCGGAAAACUUUAUCGUCAUGUCUCCUCCUCAGUGGACUUGUCCUUCUCAUGUCGGGCUUUGCUGGGAUUACCCAUGUGACACCUCCCAAAGAGAAGGUCCAGAGCUUUGGACAAGCAUAAGGCCGUUAAUUAAGGAGAAGUUGGGCCAGGGCGUCACCCUCGUCGUGGACAGAUAUGCUUUUUCUGGUGUCGCCUUCACCAGCGCUAAGGAGAAUUUCCACCUGGACUGGUGCAAGCAGCCAGACGUGGGCCUCCCGAAGCCCGACCUGGUCGUGUUCCUGCAGCUGCAGCUGGCCGUGGCCGCGGCCCGGGGCGAGUUCGGCCGUGAGCGCUACGAGAACAGGGCGUUCCAGGAGCGGGUGCUGCAGCGCUUCCACCAGCUCAUGCGGGACCCGGCCCUGAACUGGAAGGUGGCAGUGUCGACACCUCCCAGGAGAAUGUGCCGGCAGGGAGCAGUGUGGAGCGCUGGCUGCAGAGGGAGGCAGGCAGGGUUCCUGUCUGCCCGCCCUGGGGGGCCCAUGAGUAGGGACAGCAGCAGUGGGUCUCAGCGCCCUUCCUUCAGAGGCCAGGAGACUGGAUUGAGGCGUGACAAAGCAAUGUGACGCUCGCUUUGACAUCAAGUUGACCCCAGGAGGCCAGUGUCACAGCUCACAGAGCCACGUCAGAGGCAAGCUAUGCCUGCCAAGUGUGGGGGAGAUGGGCUUGCCACAAGUCCACAAAUCCUGAGAAUCUUCCAAGUAUAACUCGAGGGAAAAUGAAGACAGAGACAAACUUUGUUUUCUAC
Pteropus alecto (black flying fox) is the source of this 3691-nucleotide messenger RNA. It is a transcript of the gene DTYMK, whose product is annotated as deoxythymidylate kinase. The record is from RefSeq and is a predicted model, not a curated record. The coding region runs from base 2925 to 3509 and encodes 194 amino acids. Gene Ontology annotation, molecular function: ATP binding; dTMP kinase activity. Gene Ontology annotation, cellular component: cytoplasm; cytosol; nucleus. The transcript is spliced from 5 exons. Lineage: Eukaryota; Metazoa; Chordata; Mammalia; Chiroptera; Pteropodidae. Gene Ontology annotation, biological process: dTTP biosynthetic process; dTDP biosynthetic process; dUDP biosynthetic process.